AUGAAACAAGUGGUGUUUAAAGCGUUCAUGUCUCAGAGUUACCUUAGUGCCCAAGAAACUAAUACGCUGACAACAAGAAAUUACCUAAUGUCACUCCAUUCGACCAGGAAGCAACCUUCAAAGGCAAUGAAGAGGCCUGUAUCAUCGCCUUUGAAGUCCAUGCAUCCCCAGGUUUACCGAGUCGAGCCAGUAAACUUCAAAGAGUUGGUUCAGAGGCUAACUGGUGCACCUGAGCACGAUGAUGUGGUUAAACCCUUCAAGAGUUUGGAUGAUUUGGCAAAUGAGAGUUCUUCAUCAUUAGCAUUUGAUUUAUCAUCCUCAUCAUGGGGAGAUUUAUCACUUCAAACUCCUGCAAAUCUCUCCAGAUGGUAGCUUUUAUAUAGGACAUAACAUUUUAUUUACUCUUGCAGGUACUUCCUUUGAUUGUAA
This is a messenger RNA of Brassica oleracea var. oleracea, 429 nucleotides long. Its product is annotated as VQ motif-containing protein 29. The transcript has 2 exons. The record is from RefSeq and is a predicted model, not a curated record. Lineage: Eukaryota; Viridiplantae; Streptophyta; Magnoliopsida; Brassicales; Brassicaceae. Bases 1 to 372 code for a protein of 123 amino acids.